AGCACAAAACAUACUCAACAAGUCAUUCAGUCGCACACCCAGUCAAUAUCCUGUCACUGUUCAUAUAUCAUAUUUAGUUUGUUAAAAUAAAAUAUUGCUCAUAAUUCACUUUUGUAUUUCAUUAAUUCCUAAUCCAUUCAAAACUCGAUAGGAUCAGUUUGAACAACAAGAUUUGCAAGAGUUAAGGGCCGUCGGCGCAUUGUAAAUUUUAAUCCAGGCCAAUAAGACUAAGAAAAAAUAGGGGAGCCCCUAUUUUACGGUUUAUGAUUGGCAAAUUCACGACCACUCGUUGUUGUAGUUAAAUAUAUCGAUCAAAUGCACCAAUAAUAUUUAUCUAUGUUGCUAUUCAUUGAGUUUGAUAGUAUACUGAAAAAUGGCUGGAUAUGUUGAACACUUGUCUGAUGUGAUGGGAACUUUGUCUAUCAACGAUGACCACUGGAAUGAACUUGGAUUGGAUGAAAAUAUUCGGACACAGUUAAAGGAAAUAGAAAAUAAUUAUGAAAGCAUUUUUUCGUGGGACAUCCAACAAUUAACAGGAGGCAAACACCUUAAGUUUAACCUCAUUGAUAAGGUUCGAGAACAGUUAGAAAUGAUCAUAGACAAAGACAAUGAAUACAUUUUAAAUAGACUUUAUUUACAACUAAUAGUUAGUUAUGAACUUUACAUUUGUAAAAGUUACAAGGAAUCAUACUUGGAAAUUGAAAACAUUGUUAAAUUUAUGAAAACCUGUGAAUUUGAUGAGUCAAAUAAACAGUACUCAGAUGCUUACAAUCAUAUUGCUCAAGCCACCUAUGAAUAUAUUGCAUUAACAUUGAAAAUUGAUUCAAAAAAGUUAUUAAAGAAUGUUAAAGAAAUCAAUAGUUUUAAUCAAGUGGAGAAAGCUGCAGUUUGUGCGGUUAAAGCUAGAAUUUUUUUGGAAUAUCCGCCUAAAGGAAAUGAUAUAGCUUUAAAAUUUGCUGAUCAAGCUCGAACUCUUGAUUCUACUGAACCUAAAUGGAUAGUUAUUUGGCUAAAAGCUAAAGGACGAGUAAGACGUUAUUACGAACAAUUAGCUAUGCCAGAGAAUGAUGAAAUAGAUUGUGCAAAAAUAUUAAGCUCUGCUAAAACUAAUGCUCGACAUUUAAUUAAAGCUUCUAAAGUUUAUUUUGAAGUAGCAUAUGUUAAUAAAUUAAAAAAUAACCGAGAAGAAUCAAACAAAUAUUAUAAGCUUUCUUAUGACAUUACUAAAAAAUCAGUUGAAUUAUUAGCCAAAGAUGAUACAAAACAGCUUUAUCAUUGUCUAAUGAUGUGUAUUGAUUAUCCUAAAGAGUUAUUAUCAAAAUCUAUGAUAAACAAUUUAAUUGAAAAACUGACAAAUGUUAAAAAUAGCUAUUGUGUGGAUCAAGUUUUAGGAAAAUAUUAUUUAAAAAUUGAAAAGGAUUAUGAAAAAGCAAAAAUGUAUUUAUCUCGUGGAAUAACUAAUGGUAAUUUUAGUAGUUCAUGGCAGUUAGUAAAAUUAGAAUGUCUAUUAAAAUCUGUCGAUACAUUUCCUUUUGUUCAAAAAUUAAACAUGAUGUAUGAUGUUUUUCCAAGUCCAAAAAAAAGGCUUAUUAUUUUAUCACAAAUAUUGAUGUAUUACAAUUACUGUGAAUAUAAUCCUAAAGAAAUGAUACGAUACUUAAAAAUGUAUAUUGACACAGACAUUGAAGAUACAUUUAAAAAACGUCAUUUAAUUUUUGCUUUUCCAUUGUUUAAGAUAAAUGGAUUCAGACCCAAUCAAUUUCUGAAUGUCCUUUCUAUAAAAUUAAAUGAAUUAGUUAACAAUAAUAAGUGGAGUUUAGAAGAAAAAAAGAUAAUAGAUGAUACAUUUGAUCGGUUCAAUAAGAUAUCAAAAUUGAAUAUUUAUGAUAGUCGUUUUAAUGAUGAUAAUAAAACUGCUUUCCACAAUAAAAAUAAUGCCAAAAUGUACCCUAAUAAUAAACCAUAUAAUAAUAAUAAUAGAGAAAAAAAUGAAUCUUGGCGAAAACAGAAGGUUGAUUCGUCGUCACAAAAUGAGUCUAAUAAUAUUCAUCAACGCCAAUUUGCUUCAAAAUAUGUUAAUCAAAAGAUUUCUUUAGAAAAACAUGGUGCUCGAGUUGUAGAACCAAUAACAAAUCAACACAAAGAAAUGUAUAAUAGUUUUGAAUUACCUGUAAAAAUCCCUAAUGAGUCAAUGAAGAGUUUAAAUAAUUCAGAUAGUAUUGAGAUAAAGCAAAAAAAGUUUGAAAACAAAUUUAGUUCCUUGGGCAAUUUACAUGUUGUGUCAUUAGAACAAAACUCUAUCAAAAGACCAUUUAGUAGUAGGAUAUAUGAUAAAAGUGGUAACAGAUAUGGUGAUUCUAAACCAAAUUGGCGAAAUCAGCAAAAUGUUUCUCAGAACCAAAACAGCUUUGAAAUAUUUCACAACCAUGGAAUUAAUUCUAAACGCUCUCAAGGAUAUGAAAAUGAAUCCCUGAAAAAUCAAGAAGCUAGAAAGCCAACACAUGCAUCUGGAAAUCAUUCAUUAUCUGGCGGGUCACGCAAAGAUAUUAAUGAUUUAGUUUGAGUUAAAUGUAUGAUUCAAAACUAUAAUUUACAUCAACGUUGAUUUUUAUUAAUUAACUAUUUAUUAUUUUUACUGUAUUUAAAAAAAUGUUCAACUAUCUAAUUUUUAUUCCAAAUGUAUUUACUUAUUUAUUAUUUCUUGGAAAUCAAUAUUGUUCAGACUCUAAAUAUAUUUUUCAACAUUCAUAAACAAUUCAUUCUGUAAUAAGCUUUAACCUAAUUAUAUAAAGUAUUUCUUAGAUUAUUUUUCUUUAAAGAAAAUAUGUUUGCAUUCAACCUAAAAUGUCCUAAAUAAUGAUAGAUAAUAUAAGCAUUAAUAUAUAAACAUAAAUCGUUUAGCAUUUAUUAA
Molecule: messenger RNA, 2911 nt
Organism: Rhopalosiphum padi (bird cherry-oat aphid)
Lineage: Eukaryota; Metazoa; Arthropoda; Insecta; Hemiptera; Aphididae
Source: RefSeq, a predicted model, not a curated record